GCUUUUAGAUUCACUUGGAUCUUCACAGUUAGCCUUCAACUUGCUUAUAGUUCGAAUCGCAAACACAAAUCCUCUCCAUAAUCAUGUUCAAGCUGUGUGUUUUCUUUGCUAUCUUGGCUUUUGCCGCCGCUGCACCAGCUCCAGCUCCAGGACCAUCACCAUUGUUCCAGUAUGCUGCAGCACUUCCAGUGGCAUCAAGUAGCCAAUCAAUCGUCCGAAACUACAACACACUUGCUGCUGCACCACUCACAUACGCUGCAGCUCCAGCAUACGCUGCAGCUCCAGCAUACGCUGCAGCUCCAGCCUACGCUUACCAUGCUCAAGCUUACGCCUACCCUGCUCAAUAUUAUAUUUAGAUGAUCAAUAUAUAAUUGAAAACUGGACCACAUCAACAUCAAAUUUUUCAAAAACAGUCCAUACUUUUUUGGAUCUAUCUGCAUCAUAAUUCUAAAUUUAUAUGUUAAUUGAAAAAUAAAACUGCCAUUCAAUCUUAAA
Molecule: messenger RNA, 495 nt
Organism: Cotesia glomerata
Lineage: Eukaryota; Metazoa; Arthropoda; Insecta; Hymenoptera; Braconidae
Product: cuticle protein 16.5-like
Exons: 2
Coding region: 84-356 (90 amino acids)
Source: RefSeq, a predicted model, not a curated record